Messenger RNA from Brassica rapa (field mustard), 9245 nucleotides. RefSeq names its product SKP1-like protein 13. The record is from RefSeq and is a predicted model, not a curated record. Lineage: Eukaryota; Viridiplantae; Streptophyta; Magnoliopsida; Brassicales; Brassicaceae. Gene Ontology annotation, biological process: ubiquitin-dependent protein catabolic process.
GUAAAUACAUUUAAAAUAUAUAUCAAAAUAGGAGUUUUCUUUAAAUUAAUAACUAUAUAAAUUAAUAAAUAAUCAGUUAUUAUUAAUUUAUAGAAUUUUUAGGGUAGCUAAAUUAGAUAAUAAUAAUUUAUUAAGCAUAUAAAAGAUAAAUAUAUGACAUGAAAUGUAAUUUUUUUUAUAUAACCCAAAUUUUUGUGUUACCAACGCAGUUGAUUUUUCAAUGUGGGUAAAAUAUUUCUCAAAAGAACUUAACAAUUAAUUAAAAAUAUUCUAUAAAAAUUUUACUUCUCAAAAUUUGUUUCCUUUUUCUCUAAAGUUCAAAGAUACAUAUUUUUAUUUUUAUUCAAAAUUAAUUUUAUUAAUUACAUUUUAGUAUAUAUAUCUAUAUAUUAAGAUUUUAAGACUUUAUAAGUAGAAAAUUGAAGAAAUAUAAAUUUAUUUCUUUUUAGCUUUUGAUGAAAAAGUAAUGUCUUAAAUAUAAAUAUAUAUAUAUAUAUAUAUAUACAUAUUUGUGUUUUAAUAAACUUAUAUUUAUUUCCUAUUUUUAGGGUCAACAUAGAAUACAUUUCUUAAACAAAUCAUGACAUUGACAGACAAAACUCCUAUAAAUAGAGACAUAGGUUCAUACUUUGUAGCAUUCACCUCAACAAGCAUCAAUCUCUAUAAAGAAUCAACAUGUCGACGUUUAAAAUUAUCACGUUGAAGAGCUGCGAUGACAAGAUCUUUGAGGUUGAAGAAGCGGUGGCUGUACAGUCACAAAUGAUAGCUCACAUGGUUGAAGAUGACUGUGUUGAUGGUGAAAUCCCUAUUUCCAAUGUCACCGGCGCGAUUCUCGCCAAAGUGAUCGAAUAUUGCGAAAAACAUCUUGUCAACCCCGAUGUCGAUGGUGAUUCAUCUUCUUCCACAGAAGAUGAACUCAAGAAUUGGGAUGCUGAGUUCAUGAAGAAUAUGGAUCGGGAGAUGCUUUUUGCCUUGAUAAUGGCUGCUAAUUAUCUAAACACCAAGGAUCUUCUUGAUCUCAUUUGCCAAACUAUAGCUGAUAUGAUCAAAGGUUUUUCUGUAGACGAGGUUCGAACAUUCUUCAACAUUCAAAAUGAUUUUACACCGGAAGAAGAAGCAGAGAUUCGCGCCGAAACUGAAUGGGCUUUUGAAUAAUCAUGUAGAUCACUUUGGAUGACUUGUUCAUGACUUUGUCCUUGUGCAAUCUUUUUUAUUUAAUUUUUAUAUAUAAGCGACAAAAAAUGUUUUAUUUUUAUUCUAAUUAUAUUCCUGUUUUUAUUAACUUUAAAAGUGUUUAUAGUUUUAUUGCAAGUUUAAAUAUAAUAUAAUAUAUUAACGAUAAGAAAAAUUAAAUACCUUGACAAAGAUUAUAAGGAAAAACAUAAGUAUCUCAAUUUUUUUAUACUUUUUUUACUGAAAAAGAAAAGGUAACUGUUUUAAAAAGAACAUCAUAAUUGCUAACAAAAUAAAUUUGUUAUUUUUAUUUCAUCGUAAUUGUAAAGUUUAGAAGAGCAUUUACAAGAUGUUAAUGCAUUACAAAUGAUUUUUGAUUAAUGCUCUCAAAUGAAAUUUUUGGUAGAACAUUUGGAUAGAAAAUAUAUAAAAAUUAAAAGUAAUUAUAUAUAAUUUAUUAAUUUUAUUUAAUAAUAUUAAAAAUUAUGUUUAUAUCCAAAAUUAAUUUUCUAUAUUUAAAAACUAAAACUAAAAAUAUAUUAUUUUUUAAAAAAUAUUAAUAUUUAACAUUUAAAAUAUAAUUUAAUUUAUAUAGUUAUAUAUGAUUCAUUAUUUUUAAUAACAUAACAUAGAAUAAUAUAUAUUUAUAUAUUAUAAAUAUAAAAAUAUCUCUAUUAUUUAGAAAUAAAUAAAUUAUAUAUUACAUAUUUGUUUUUAUAAUAGUUUUAUAUAUGAAGUAAAUCACCGUAUUAAAAAUAUUAAUGCAGAUUCUGCAGUAUACUAAUUCUAUAGCUUACUCCUACUAUUUUAUCAUCAUAUCUACCAAUCAAUAAUUACAAGCAGCGAGCGCUUGGGGUUUGUGUUCAAUGUUGACCUCCUGAAUAAAUAGCAGCGUGUCUAAUGUUUUUACAUCAUCGCUCUCAUUAUUUCUAGAGAACAUCAUCUUUUAAUAUAUCAGAAUAUAUUGCUAUCGCGAGAACAAAUCUGAGCUUUCUUUUGGUGAUUAGCAUAAGAGAACAAAGUUGAAGUUUUGUUUUUCAAAUGUUUUCUCUAAUGAUGUACACUCAGAUUUUGGUGUUGUUUUCAUUUAUUAAUAAAGCUUUAAAUGCAUUGUUCCUCUAAAUUGAGUAAAAACACUGCUUUGAUUCAGAAUUAUUUUGAUUGUGAAUUUGCUUAUAGUGGCCUUGUUUCAGUGUUGUAGGUGAAGAAAGCUUAACACAGAGAUCAGGAACUCUUCAGUUUUGUAGGGUAAAUGGUAGAGAUAGAUUCUUGUUGAGAUUGAACCUUGAUUAAAUACUCCAAGAAAAGAAGAAUAAAGAAGAGUAGCUUAGAAGAAGCUACAAAGGAAUGGAAGAGGAAGAAGAAGAAGAAGAAGAAUAAGAAGGAGAAGCUUGGAGCGCAAGCAACAGAGGAAGAAGAAGAAGUAAGACCAACGACAACAACAAGAAGUCAAGGAAGAGAUUUGGUUGUAACUAGAAGUUACAACAAGGAGAAUAAAGAGUAACGUCUAGUUAAUUUAGUUAAGCCAACAAAUGUGUGAAGUGUUGGUUAAUGUCUAGCUAGUCUAGAGUUGUUGUUUGACUUGGUAAGAGUUGUUUGUAGAGUUAAGGCUAAGUUGAAGUGCAAGUGUAGUAGUUAGUAAAAGACUACUAUAAGUAUGUAUGUGUGUGGUGUUGUAAAAGGUAUCCAAUUCUAAUAGAAAGAAGUUGGAGAAAAGAAAAGAUGUAGACAAUCAAAGUGUUCUCUCUUCUCUCUACAAACACAUGUAAGAGAGUAAAGAGAGUGUGUGCUUGUGUUAUGAUAAAACACAAGUAAAGAAACAAAGAGAGUAAGUGAACAAAUCAGAGUACAAAACAGAGAGAGCUGGGCAUGAGAAGAGUGAAGAGGCCAAGCCAAGAAAGAGACAAAAUCACAACAUGGUAUCAGAGCUCAGUUGAUCCGUAGAGCCUGUUCAAGAAGAAGAUGAUGGCAGUCCAAAGGAGACUAAGAAGAAGAAAAGGAUAGGGACAGCCACCAAAAGAAAAAAGAAAAAGAAAGCUGAGACUAAAUCAGAGAAUAAGAGAAGGAAGGAAGAGGUGGUGACAAGAGAGAGAAUCAAGAGAGAGAAUCAUCAACCUUUACAAUCACAUUCACAAACAUACCAACAAGAGGGCUUCAAGUGCAUUCAAGGAGAUAGUGAAAUCUUCUGAAAAAUAGCAGUGAAGACAAUGGUAUGGAGAUAGUAUUGUGGGAGGAUAAUUCUGGAUCUUUGUUCUACAAUGUAAAGGAAGCUGAGAGAGUUGUUGGGCGUUCCCCUCCAUAAGAGAAAGAAGAAGGCCAUAUGAGAAGAACCUAAGGCAAAUGAGAAAGAAGAAAGUCGUCUCCAAGAGGGAGACAUGAACAAAGAAGAAAGAAGACCAUGGUGGGGAUCAAAGAUGAUCAAGGAAGCUAUGGGAGUUGUUGGAUGUUCUUAGCCAUUGGAGAUAUGGAUGAGAUCAACAGCAACUGAACAAAGAAGGCAAUGAAGUCGGAAUACAUGAUUGAAGCUGAAGAUCCAGAGAUGUUCAAAGCUGAAGAUGAAAGAACCUUGCUUAGAAAUCAAGGUGAAAGUUCAAUGAAUCAAAGAGUCCAAGGCCAAUGAAGCUGAGGUGAUGGUUUGGAGAAAACCAAACAUACUAAAGGCAAAGAAGACUGAGGUGAAGGUUAAGAGAAACCAACAAGACCAAAGUUGAACAAGGCCUAGGUGAUGGUUCAAAGAAUCAGGUAGCACAUGUAGAUGAUCAAUGAAGACAUUGAAACCAAAGAAAGAGUGGAAGCCGGAUGAAGCAAUGAUUGAAGCCAAGAAACAAAACCUAGAAGAAUGAGACUUGCUUACCUAAGUGAGAAAGGGAGCAAGGUGGUUGGAGAGUCAACCAAAGAAGACGUGACAGAAGCUCACGGAGGAGACGUGACAAAGGCUCACGGGAACAGAGAAAGAUGGCGAAGAAAACCAGUCAUGAGAUGACAAAGAAAAUUCGCAAGACAAGGAGAUGGUCUUGGAGAUUCUUGUCAAGAGGGAGAUAAGAAUCACAAAUGAAGAACAAGGAAGAUGGGAUCAAGUCCCUAAGAGCAUCUCCAAAAGACAAUCUAUAACUUCAAAACUUUGAAGUUUUGAAGAGUGAAACUCUGUAUUUGAAGUUUUAUUAUUCAAAACUUCAAAUUUGAAGUUUCAUAUUUUUAUUUGCAUUUUGGUUCCUACAAUCACACAUCAUCUUUAUGAUUCAUAAAUAUUUUUUUGUUUAUUGUUUUAAUCCUUAAAAAAAUUAUAUCUCAUAUAUAUUUUAAUUUUUGUUUACAUAUUUUAAAUUUUAAACAUAAAAUUAAAUAUAACUUUAAAAUAUUUUAAAUUAGAUUUAGAUAACAAUAAUAUACAAAAGAAACUUAAAAAAAUAUUUUUUGAAAAUUACACGAAGACAUAACUAUUACACAAAUUUAAAUAUUACAAUAACACUAAUAAUCAGGUCAAUUUGAUCCGGAACCUUCAAAAUUUUCAAAUAUUGUCCAAUUUUUUUUGUUAUACUGAAGAUGGUUGUUGUUGUUGUUUUUGAUGUCUUUUUCGUACAAUUAUUAUUGUUCAUAUCGAAUAUAUUCACGAGUAUUAAUAUCAUCAAAAAGAAAUUAGUAUUUUAGCAAUAUUUUAUGUUUCUCUUUUACUUUCUUAUUCCGAUUUUAUGUAUUCACAAGUAUCAAUAUCACCCGAUUUUAACAACUUUUAGCUUGCAAUCUACAAAGUAAAAAUGAGGAGAGCCAUUUUUACUUCGAAAUGCACUAAUAGAUCAUAUAUGCAUUAUGAAAAAUUAUUUUAUGGAAUAAUAUGGUAUAUUGUUUGAAGUUUAAUAUUAAUUAAGUUAUUUUUAUUUAAAUUUUUAUAGAAUAUUUUAUUUAUUAAAACUAAUGUAAUAUGUUUAUAUAUGUGCUAGUUAUUUAUAAAAAAUUUUAUGAAUUCAAAUUUGUUAUAAAAAAAUAUAAGGUCCAUUUUAUAAAAUACAAAUAGUUUUGAAGUUGAAUUUGAAGUUUUGCUUUUGGAGAAAAACAGCUUAAGACUUCAAAUAUAGAGUUUUGGAAACUCCAAAAUAGAGUUGCUCUAAAUGGAGUUGGAGAUUUGAUCAAAGGAUUCAAGAGGGAGUGUUGAGAUUGAACCUUGAUUAAAUACUCCAAGAAAAGAAGAAUAAAGAAGAGUAGCUUAGAAGAAGAAGAAGAAGAAGAAGAAGAAGAAGAAGAAGAAGAAGAAGAAGAAGAAGAAGAAGAAGAAGAAGAAGAAGAAGAAGAAGAAGAAGAAGAAGAAGAAGAAGAAGAAGAAGAAGAAGAAGAAGAAGAAGAAGAAGAAGAAGAAGAAGAAGAAGAAGAAGAAGCUUGGAGCGCAAGAAACAGAGGAAGAAGAAGAAGAAGAAGAAGAAGAAGUAAGACCAACGACAACAACAAGAAGUCAAGGAAGAGAUUUGGUUGUAACUACUUCCACUGCAAACGAUUGACUGUGAAAUGACUUUUUGGUGGGUGGUUCUGUUAGAUUAUGUACAGAGAUAUAAACCAUGCAUGCAUUAUAAAACCGUAAUCGGUACACAUGAUAGAUUACAUAUCUCCAAUGUCACUUACGACAAGGUUACUUCCACUUAUACACAUGAAAAUGGCAAACCAUUUUACAUGUUUAUAUUUUGAUUAUUUGUUGAUACUCAAAAAACAUCCCUCCUCAAAAUAUGCAUUGUAUCACAUUGUAUAUAUUUCAUGUCCAAUAUGAGAACCUAAAGAAGAAGACCAAACCAAUUAUAUGAAUAUAUACCAAAUAAGUUAAAUGUAACAUGUAAUACAUUUAAAAUCGGCCACUUGAAAAAAUAUUGUAAAAACAGAACAAUAUAUGUCUACAAUAUCACAUAUGUUAACAUGCCAUAUUAUCUUUCUUUUUUAACUCUGGAUUGUAUUAUAAAUAUGGUAAAUAUUAAAAUUAUAAAAUUUAACAUAUUGUUGUGUUUGAAAACUAUAAAAUUGUUGUGUUUGAAAAUAUUAUAUUAAAAUUUUUUAACGCUAGGGAAAUGCAAACUAUAAAAUUGUUGUGUUUGAAAAUAUCAUAUUAAUCUUUUAGUAAUAUGGUAAUUAUUAAAAUAUAUACCACUAAUCAUAUAAAUAAAAUAUUUAAAUGUAUAAAAAUGAAAAUAACCACCCGCACGGUUGUGCGGGUCAAGAUCUAGUAUUCAUCUAAAUUUGAAAUAUAAAUAACAAAAGUAAAUUUAUAAGGUAUGAGAUAAAAACCACAUCUAUUUUACUCUUCUUAAGAAACAAAGAUAUUAAAAUAUCAUAUUGUUUUAAAAUCAAUAUCAUAUUAGUCUAAAAAUAUUUUAUUAUUUGUUAUUGUUCCUUAGGCCCUAGUAAUAUUUUUUUUUCAUCAUAUCGAAUUUAAUUGGAUCUGUAUACGCCAAAACCUCAUCGAUAAUUUUAUUCAAUUUAUUCUAUUUAAUAAUAAACAAAAGAUAAAAAUAAAAUGAAAACGAAAUCAUCAUAAAAUAUCAUAAAUUCACAAUUGUUUAGUUUAGGAAAAAAAUUAAAAUGAUAAAUGUUUCCAGUGAAAUAAAUAUAUUAUUUUUUGUCAUAUAUUGUAACUUGUAAAUAAUUUUUCAGAUAAAUGCACAAAUAAGAUUUUUUUAUUUUCCACGGAAUGUGAAAUAUUGGUCUACUAUUAUUUAAAUAUACUUAAAAUCUAACACUGUUUCGUUUAGUUCAUGAUUAUCAAAUAAUACUUGACUAAAUAUCAAUUAUUUCAUUUUUAUUACGAUUUUGUUAAACUAGUUAGUAUAAUGCUCAAUAUCUAAUCUAACAAUAUUAAAAGGGGAAUAUGAAGCCCUUUCAGCUAUGCCACGAUUGGAAAAUCAGCCUAUCAUGUUUUUGCCACGUCAUCAUCGAACUGGUCUUAGAUUUUGGGGUUUAACAAAAAAGAGAGGAGGGGUCCAAUUCAAGCCAUGUCACGUGUAGGAAGCAUAAACUUUUGGUCUUCUCUGACUGAUCAAGAUCUCUCCACUUCGCUGUUACUGUAACUCACUUUCAAGAAUAUAUUAUGCUCUUUAAACCUUCUUUAAUGGUUUCGUUCCACUUCCUCCCCUCUUUCUCAUUCUAUAUAUAGAGAUUCAUCUCAUAAUAAAUCCUUCUCUAAUAGAAAACCUCCACUGAAGAAGCUACAGCUACGGCCAUUAAAUCCACCGGGAAUUCACAAGUUGUGAACUCCUGGUACAGAAGGUUCUUACUGAUGGAAAAUCCGGCACCGUCCCGUCACAAGAAAACACUGAGAUGUUUUGAGAGGCUGUGAGUAAAUUCAAUAAUUCUUUUACUAAAGUUUGAAUCUUGGAGCAUGAAUCUUUGAAUUGUGUCUAAAUCUAGAUGUUUUGUUCGUUUCUGUAUCAAACGAAAUCAAGGCUGAAGAUGUUGAUGUGAGCCCUAACAUGACGUUGCGUAUGCAUCUAUGUUCCCUUCUCUUCAGUUUAGCCUAUUCUAUUUUCGUUUUUAUUGUAUAAAAAUCAUCCCCAACUUGCAGUUUUUUCCCCCACUGAUGACACUCUUUUCUUUACAUACUAUGCGUUAGAGUGUGUGAGCUAAGCUUGCUUGAUGAAUUGUUUGGCAAUUGGUUACCUUUUGAUUAAUAGAGAUCUUACUUUUAGAUACUAUUUGCAGGCUUAUGUCAGCCCACAACAACCAUAAGAUUAUUCCCUUGUGAAGCUUCCAUGGCGGCGGCUCAAAGAUUUAAUCUGUUUCCUCUGCAAGCUUUUCUAUCUCAUCUUCCUGUCUCCCCAAGUAAGCUGACCCCAAAAUGGCAUAGACUACUACUACACAUGAUCUGUUACAAAACAUGAUGUAUAGCAAAGCUAAGAAUUUUUUUCCUCUUUGAAAAAUUUACGGUGAUAUUUUGAAAAACAGAUUUGUGAGGGAAUGAAAACAUAUGUGUGGUUCAUACGCCUGCCAUUCAUAGCUUCAAGACAGAAGAAGUACUGAAAAAUGAAGUUAAGAUGAGAGACCUUUUUAUAACCUUUGCCUUCGCUUUCUUCAAGAGUGAGACUCUUUGUAUCAUGCAAAAUGAAGUAUAUGCAGAGAAACAGAACGCAUAUCACCCAAAUCCACAGAUCAAUACUCAAGCUCCUGCAGAAAAAAUACCAUGUGAGCUAAAACCUCCAAAACUUGAUUAUUCGUAUUUAUAGUGAUCUGUAGCUCAUAAACAAUAUUUAAUACUGAUUUGGUCAGCCGAGAACUAAAUGGGGAACAUCUAGAGGAAGCGUCUCGAUAGAUCUGGUCCAAGCCAUGUUCAAGUCUAUGAAAGCUCAAGACGAUGAAGCUCAUGUAAGAUUAUGUUUUGAUUUUAUCAUCUUCUGAACCUCUCAGUUUAGAAAACACACACACGCAGACUAAAUGAUACUUGAAUAAACAGAGAGUAUUUGUUUAUGGUGUGAUGCAGUUGGAGUAUGAGUUUGCAAGAUAUUUGGUCAGAAGAUGUGAAUCUAAGAGAAUUUGGUGUCGAGAUUAUAUUAACGGAAAGGGUACUCACCAUAUCCGAAACUGGCUUUGGAUCAAAUAUUAUAAUGAUAUAAUCAAAUAAUUGAAGCUAGACAACUGGUUUUUAUCUUUUUGUUGAAACAGCUUCUCACGACCUAAGAUCAAGGUAUUGUUUUACUAUAUCCAUGUUGCAUUUUGGAGAUCUUUUUGGAUCAUUCACUAUGGUUUUGACUGUGUUUAAUGAUUCAAUGUAUUGUUUUUUUAAUCAAAAAGAACUAGCUCAAAUAUUUGAGAGAGUAAAGUCUGUGGAUCUGCAUCCUACAGAACCAUGGUAAUUUCAAGCAUUUGAUUAUUCUUUCAUGCAGCUUAGUUGUAGUGAUUGAAAGACAACUUUAGACCACUUGGUAUCCUUAAUUUUGUGGAGUAGAAGCAUGUAUGUUGCUCUUAUAGUUUUUACUUUUAUUUCCUACCAGCAUGACUGGGAACUGAUAUCACAUUAUCUGCAGGUUUCUAACAAGUUUAUGUUUUGGAACUUUGUGUAUUUGGAACUACCGGGACACAUAUGGAUGAAUAAUUUUUUUUUCUUU